AUGGCUUCUGGAAAAUGUCCGUUUUAUCUCUUGAUCCGGCUGAUUCUAAAUAUGAUGGUAUCAGUGACUAGCUCCGGAAUACAAUCAAUUGCUCAAAUUCGGUUCGAUCCUCCCUAUAUUCAUGAUCUCAUGGCUGGUACCAAUAAAACAGUUAAAGUAACUGUUGAUGUGGAUACGAAUCGUCAGGAAUUUGUAAAAUUACCGCCCGAAAAACCAUUUGCAAUUAUUCUGAAAUCAGUUGAUGAAGAUAUUGCUACAGCAGCGAAAGAACAAAAACAGUUCAAAUUGGGUGAAUAUUCAUCGAAGAGAAACGAUUCCGAAACAUACGAAACAAAUAUCACACUUAUCGGACAUUUCCUUGGUAAAACAGCUGUAAAAGUACGCUUAUUGAGUAUGAAUGAAACUGUGGAUGAUGAUCGAUUUUUAUAUGAAAUAGACAAAAACGAAAAUAUUUUUGAUCAAAACAACACGCUGGAUGUUUGGGUUAUUCAGGAUAACAAGCGACUUGUAAAUCGGUUAUUUCUAUCAACACUGGCUAUUCUGAUCAUCAUCGCCAAUAUGUUGAUGGGGUGUGAGCUUGAUGGGCGUAUGAUGCUGGAAGUGAUUAAAGAACCCGUAGCACCGAUGAUCGGUUUUUUCACACAAUUUGUUGCAAUGCCUUUGCUUGCUUGGGGUAUCGCAAAUGUUGUAUUCACUGCCAGAGGUUUGCAUUCUUUCGCACUUGGUUUAUUUGUUACCGGUUGCGUACCUGGCGGUGGUGCCAGCAAUUAUUGGACUCUUUUGUUGGAUGGCAAUUUACCAGUGUCUCUAACAAUGACAUUUUGUAGCACUUUAGCAGCUUUAGUGAUGAUACCGUUGUGGAUGUGGCUUUUGGGUUUCCACUUUCUUAACAGUUUCCAUCCUGAAGUAGUUAUCAAAGUUCCGUACAUCAGAAUCGUCUCUUCUUUGGUUAUAAUGAUAGUGCCACUAAUUUUCGGUCUUACAAUUUCACAUUUCAAACCAGCUUUACGACUUCAGGCUCGAAAGAUUAUGCGUCCAUUUAUUGUAUUCGUCUUGGUUUUUUUAAUUGGUUUCGGAACAGUAGCCAAUAUAUAUAUGGUUCGUUUACUGACAUGGACAACUGUUAUCGGUAGUUUAUUGCUUCCUUGGUGUGGCUUUGCGAUUGGCUGCUUCACAGCUGUUAUUCUUCGACAGUCGCCACCCAAUGUCACUUCUAUAGCAAUCGAAACUGGUAUUCAGAAUACGGGGAUAGCUAUCAUGCUGCUGAAGUUCUCGUUUCCUGAUCCGGACGCUGACAUUAGUGCACUGAUUCCCGUUAUUUGCGCAAGUAUGACACCAAUACCGCUUCUGUUCAUUGCAGCGAUACAUUGGCUAUGGAAAAAGAUAAAAAAGAAGAGGGAAAGUAGGGACAGUAAUGAUCUCGGAGAGGCAGUAGUUAAAAUUGAUUCAAUAACUAGCAACUCCAAGAACAGUAUUACUGCUGUUAGGUACAAAUCCAGUCCAAAUGAUGACAGUCCGUUAAUGAAUAUUAGUGGAAAACAAAAUAUUAUGCAGGAAAUCUCACUUUCUUAA
This is a messenger RNA of Cercopithifilaria johnstoni, 1572 nucleotides long. NCBI's taxonomy places the organism in Eukaryota, Metazoa, Nematoda, Chromadorea, Rhabditida, Onchocercidae. The record is from the annotation of a GenBank genome assembly.